AUGCAUGGCAACUGCUUCUCAGAAGGCAUCCUGACUGCCCCUGUCAACUACUGGAUCUCAGGUCUGGCCUUCCCGGAUUGGGCCUACAAAGCCGAGUCUUCGCCAGGCUCGAGGCAGAUCCAGCUGUGGCACUUCAUCCUGGAACUGCUGCAGAAGGAAGAGUUCCGCCAUGUCAUUGCCUGGCAGCAGGGAGAGUACGGGGAGUUUGUCAUCAAGGAUCCAGAUGAAGUGGCUCGCCUCUGGGGCCGAAGGAAGUGCAAACCACAGAUGAACUAUGACAAGCUGAGCCGGGCCCUCAGGUAUUACUAUAACAAGAGGAUCCUACACAAGACCAAAGGCAAGAGGUUUACCUACAAGUUCAACUUCAGCAAGCUCAUUGUAGCCAACUGUCUUCCUCCGUGGAAAGUGUGGGCAUCCUCCGCCCCCCACCUGCUGUUGAGGCCCCCUGCCCUGUGUCAGCCAGCCUUGGUGCCUGUGGCUGAGCAGAGUGAGCCCUCCUGGUCUCCAAUGUUCUAUAUUCUAGUCCUGUACACACAGGCCACAGAAACUCAACCAGCUGGAGAGAGGACACCACGGGGACCACCAGAGGCCUCUGGGGACAAGGAGAGCAGCAGCUUCAACUGUUCUGGCUCUGUCCUGGGCCCAGGCUGGCAGAGUCCUUGCUGCUGUUUCCGGAACCUCCCAGGUGAUCUGCCCGGCUUUGCUUCCUUUGCUUCUGUGCCCUGCCUCUGCUGUAACUGGACCCACCUCUCAGGGCCCAUCCUGCCUCCUCUUUCCUCAGAGCAGCCACUUUUGGGGUCCUCAAACCCUGGUCCUCAGCUCCCAGGCCCCAUGUGUAUUCCAGGUACAUGGCAUUUUCCAGGGCUCCACCUUCUGGCCAGGCUGAGACAGGGGACUAGUGAGGGGCUUCGGUGCCAGUUUCUCAGGCCAGAGGAAUCAGUAAGUUCUGGCCCAGGGCCAAGUAGGCACCUGGAUUCCAAUGAAGGGCUCUCCUCAGGGACUCAGAGACUCAAACUUGGGAAAGGAGUCCCCAUGUCCCCCAAUUCAGAAAACAUGAAACCCGUGUGGCCUUUGGAUCCCCCUUAA
Molecule: messenger RNA, 1086 nt
Organism: Arvicanthis niloticus (Nile rat)
Lineage: Eukaryota; Metazoa; Chordata; Mammalia; Rodentia; Muridae
Gene: Etv3l
Product: ETS variant transcription factor 3 like
Biological process (GO): regulation of transcription by RNA polymerase II; cell differentiation
Cellular component (GO): nucleus
Molecular function (GO): DNA-binding transcription factor activity, RNA polymerase II-specific; sequence-specific DNA binding
Source: RefSeq, a predicted model, not a curated record